Molecule: messenger RNA, 1080 nt
Organism: Yamadazyma tenuis ATCC 10573
Lineage: Eukaryota; Fungi; Ascomycota; Pichiomycetes; Serinales; Debaryomycetaceae
Gene: RFC2
Product: replication factor C subunit 2
Biological process (GO): DNA-templated DNA replication; DNA repair
Cellular component (GO): nucleus; DNA replication factor C complex
Molecular function (GO): DNA binding; ATP hydrolysis activity; ATP binding
Source: RefSeq, a predicted model, not a curated record
AUGGUGUCUGAAGCAGAAAGAUCCACCAGAAACAAGGCUUACGAGCAGGAGAAAAUAGAGCAUACGCCAUGGGUAGAAAAGUAUAGGCCUAAGAGCUUGGAUGAUGUGGCGUCUCAAGACCAUACUGUUAAAGUGUUGAAGAGAACAUUAGUGUCCGCCAACUUACCGCAUAUGUUAUUCUACGGUCCACCAGGAACUGGUAAAACAUCAACGAUUUUGGCGUUGGCCAAGCUGCUUUACGGUCCUAUUUUGUUCAAGAGUCGUGUUCUUGAGCUUAAUGCUUCCGAUGAAAGAGGAAUUUCCAUAGUCAGACAAAAGAUCAAGAACUUUGCCCGAUUGACCAUCUCCAAUCCGUCUCCUGAAGAUUUGGAGAAAUACCCAUGCCCACCGUAUAAGAUCAUCAUUUUGGAUGAAGCUGAUUCUAUGACCAACGAUGCGCAAUCUGCCUUGAGAAGAACAAUGGAAACCUAUUCUGGGGUCACCAGAUUCUGUUUGGUUUGUAAUUAUAUCACUAGAAUCAUCGAUCCAUUGGCCUCCAGAUGCUCAAAAUUCAGAUUCAAGCCAUUAAAUAACUCCGAUGCUUUGGGUAGAUUACAAUACAUUGCUGGUCAUGAAGGCAUUGAAGCAGAGGAAGGAACCUUGGAAGAAGUGUUGAAAAUCAGCAACGGUGAUUUGAGAAGAGCCAUUACGUAUUUGCAAUCGGCCACCAGAUUACAUUCGUCGCUUAAGCUCCUUGAAGAAGAUAUUAGUAUUGGCACCAAUAAGAUCACGGUAGACUCCAUUUUAGAGGUUGGUGGUGUUGUUAGUGACGAAAUAAUUGACAAGAUUUUGAGCACAAUCGAAUCAAAAGAUAGUAAAGAGAUUAUCGAAGAAACUAGAAAUGUGGUACUACAAGGGUACAGUGCCCAACAAGUUAUUGACCAGUUGCAUGAUAAGUUGAUCAUGGACGAUUCAAGAAGCUCAAUUGUAAAGAAUCACGUCUCUCAGCUACUUUUCACAACUGACAAGAGACUAAAUAGCGGCACCGAUGAACACAUUCAACUAUUGAAUUUGUUCUUAAAGGUCUCCCAAAUAAUCUGA